Odobenus rosmarus divergens (Pacific walrus) is the source of this 1170-nucleotide messenger RNA. RefSeq names its product ankyrin-1-like. Bases 213 to 680 code for a protein of 155 amino acids. The transcript is spliced from 5 exons. The record is from RefSeq and is a predicted model, not a curated record. NCBI's taxonomy places the organism in Eukaryota, Metazoa, Chordata, Mammalia, Carnivora, Odobenidae.
AGGCGUGAGGGCAGAGCCUGGGGCUGCUCGGCAAGGAGGGCACUCAGCGGGCAGUUCUAGUGAGGGGCCGUCUGGUCUCCUGUGGAGAGAGAGUGCAAGGGGUCCCAGGGGCACGUGGGAGUCUGAGAGGAGAAUGAGAGGUUGGACCCCCACAGCGGCCGGAGCCCUGGCCCCGCUAGUCCCCAGAGGGCCCAGCUGCUGAGGAGGUGAGGAUGUGGACUUUCAUCACCCAGCUCCUGGUCACCCUAGUGCUCCUGGGCUUCUUUCUGGUCAGCUGUCAGAACGUGAUGCACAUUGUCAAGGGCUCCCUGUGCUUUGUGCUGAAACAUAUCCACCAGGAGCUGGACAAGGAGCUGGGGGAGAGCGAGGGCGUGAGUGACGACGAGGAGACCAUCUCCACCAGGGUGGUCCGGCGUCGGGUUUUCCUGAAGGGGAAUGAGUUUCAGAAUAUUCCAGGGGAGCAGGUGACAGAGGAACAAUUCACAGAUGAGCAGGGCAACAUUGUCACCAAGAAGAUCAUUCGCAAAGUCGUUCGGCAGAUAGACUCGUCCGGUGCCGAUGACGCCCAGGAGCAUGAGGAGGUGCAGCUGCGAGGGAGUAGCCUGCAGCCGGACCUGACAGAGAGCAGGAAGGGGGCUCAGAUAGUGAAGCGGGCCAGCCUAAAAAGGGGGAAGCAGUGAUCUCUAGCCCCUCCCCUCGAAUGACCUCUUUGGAGGAUCACACCUCGACACCCAACCCUUGAACUCCACACACUCUGCCAUGCACACGGGAGGAGAGCUGGAGCAGAGGGCUACGGAUUUGUGCACCUGUUCCUCUAGGCUAACGGCAUGAUCUCUGUAAGGGACUUCCUUUGGUCUCCUAUUCGCAUGAACGACUGACUGUAGACGCAUGACCUACAGUCCUCAAUCCUGCCUCUAGCGACCACGGAUCUCUGUCUCUGUCGGGAAUCAGGACAAAGGCCUCCAGAAGGGGGGUGGGGAGAGAGAGGGGGAUAGAAAACCAGCGCAAGAGCGCGGAACGCGAAAGUGAACAAGGGCUCUUUUGUGUUUGGGGAUGGUAUAUUUUGUAAAAUCAUUUUAAUUUUGACUUGUUACAGGGUACUUUUUUUUCAACCUCAUCUGUAGGAAAUCCAUGUGGGCUUCCUGGAAAGAAAAAAAAAAAAAAAGAAAG